This is a messenger RNA of Peronospora matthiolae, 1782 nucleotides long. The record is from the annotation of a GenBank genome assembly. Lineage: Eukaryota; Oomycota; Peronosporomycetes; Peronosporales; Peronosporaceae.
AUGGAGUACAAGCAAACAGGCAAGCGCAAGAACCGACUCAAUGAUAAAGAUACAGCAGCUCCACGACCGCGUGCAGUGCGUCAACGACCAGGACUAGAAGAGUCAAGCGCGCCGGAAAACAACUCGUCACGACAAGAAGAAGACGAAGAAACGAAGGAUUCUGGUGAUUCAACACCGCCUGUGUUUUGGCGUGCGAGUGCAAAUGCCGUUGAAGCAGCAGUGGACUUAUCAGAACCCUCAACAUUUGAAGCAGCAGUAAGCGGCCCUGACCAAGUGCACUGGAGAAAAGCAAUUCAUGCAGAGCUCGAGUCAAUGCGACUUCGCGGUGUGUUUCGUGCAGCCAAGCUGCCCAACGGACAACGCGCCAUUGGCACAAAAUGGGUGUUCAAGAUUAAGCGCAAGGCGGAUGGGUCAAUCGAGAAGUACAAGGCACGACUUGUGGCCAAGGGUUUCCGCCAAAAGUAUGGCAUCGACUACACGGAGACGUUUUCGCCUGUGGUCAAGUAUGUGACGCUGCGAAUGGUGAUCGCAAUUUCAAAGCAUUUUGGAUGGCCCAUCGACCAGCUUGAUGUGGUGACAGCUUUCCUGUAUGGCGUCAUGAAGGAACAAGUGUUCUGCGUGAUUCCUGAAGGCGUCGAACUUGACAGUACGUUCGACUGCCUGGAAUUGGUGAAGUCAAUUUACGGCCUGAAGCAAGCUUCGCGAGUGUGGAGCGAGACGUUCGACGAGUAUGUGUGCUCCAUCGGAUUUCAAGUAUCGGACUUCGACCCAUGUCUCUACAUCAAGACUUCGGACGGCCAUUGCGUGUUUAUACUGGUCUACGUGGACGACGUCUUGGUGACUGGAAGCUCACUCGAGCUGAUUGCACAAACCAAGAACGACCUGAAGACGCGGUUCGAAAUGACGGACAGCGGCAAGUGUGCGUUUGUUCUUGGGAUCGAGCUUUUGGACGGUGAAGAUGGCAGUGUGACACUAUGUCAGCGUCGGUAUGUCGAUGAUAUCCUCAAGCGCUUUGGCAUGGAUGAUUGCAAGGCAGUCGCAAGUCCAGUCGACAUGAGCUCUCGACUUGUUUCAAGUGAUGCAACUACCAAGGUCGAUGCUCCUUUUCGCGAAGCUGUUGGUGCGUUGAUGCACCUGACCACUGCAACGCGUCCGGACAUUGCGUUUGCUGUGGGCUAUGUGUCGCGGUUCAUGGAAAAUCCCCAAGAAGAACACUGGGUUGCAGUUAAGCGUAUCUUUCGCUACCUACAAGGCACCAAGACGCAUGGAAUUUGCUACAAGCCAAGUGCAAGGAUCGACUUCCGUGGAUAUUCGGAUGCGGAUUGGACUGGUGAUCUUACCGACCGCAAGUCAACAUCGGGGUACACGUUCAUGCUACUCGGUGCGCCAGUCAGUUGGGGCAGCAAGAAGCAGCCAAGUGUUUCGUUGUCCACGAGUGAAGCUGAAUACAUCGCACUCAGCUUGGCGAUUCAAGAGGGCAAGUGGAUUCAUCGUCUGCUUUUUGAGAUCGUGAUGGCUGCCAAUGAAGAAGGACCGGAACUCAUGAUUCAUGAAGACAAUCAGUCGUGUAUCAAGAUGACGAAGAACCCAGUCAACCACGGCCGUGCCAAGCACAUUGAUAUCAAGUACCAUCACAUCCGUGAUGAGGUCAAGCGCGGUGAAGUGAAGCUCAAGUACUGUGAAACUGCGGUGAUGUUAGCGGACAUCAUGACGAAGGGACUUCACGGGCCACGCCACAAGGAGAUGACGGCGACUCUCGGGAUUCGUGAGCAUUCGGAUUGA